Molecule: messenger RNA, 407 nt
Organism: Frankliniella occidentalis (western flower thrips)
Lineage: Eukaryota; Metazoa; Arthropoda; Insecta; Thysanoptera; Thripidae
Exons: 2
Coding region: 27-383 (118 amino acids)
Source: RefSeq, a predicted model, not a curated record
UCUUCUCCGGUAACCUGGCGCACAUCAUGGCCAGCUCGUUCUGCAACUCCAUGUUUGCCGUCAUUCAGAUUUUGGCUAACGACGUGAACUCGAGCACGCUCCCGCUGGCGAUGCCAAUCGUUGUUGUCUUCCUUCAACUGUCCUACCUGAGCCAAGAGCUGUCGGAUGCUAGCCUGCGCCUGCAAAGGUCCGCGUUCACGGCAGCGACCGGCUUCGCCACGACAAGUGUAACGGAGGCACGCCUCCUCCUGGUGCUCAUCGUAGCCUCGAGCCGGACGCCAGCACUCAGUUGCAAGGGUCUGGGCCGUCUGAGUUUGGCCGCCGCGGGGAAAGCCAGUCGCGAUUUCUACCAGUGUGUCAGCGUGUUGGGCAAACGGUACUAGUUUUGCAUUUUAGAUCAACGAGAG